AUGGAGAUACUUGCUCCAAAGACUAAUUAUUCUUUUACAGCCUCUAAAAAGGUGUAUGCAGACAAGUUGCUCAACAUCUUGGAUCCCAAGAAGCAGCUAGUUAGGCACAGGUUGUUUCGGGAGCAUUGUGUCUGUGUCCAAGGAAAUUACAUCAAGGACCUCAAUAUCUUAGGAAGAGAUCUGUCAAAAACCAUCAUCAUCGACAAUUCACCACAAGCCUUUGCAUAUCAGUUGUCCAAUGGAAUUCCUAUAGAGAGCUGGUUCAUGGACAAGAAUGAUAAUGAGCUGUUGAAGCUGGUGCCCUUUCUGGAGAAGCUGGUCGAGAUGAAUGAGGAUGUGCGGCCGCACGUUCGAGAGAGAUUUCGGCUGCAUGACAUGUUGCCCCCUGACUGAGCGUGGCUUUUGUUAUUCAGACUGGGACAACAUGAAGACUGAUGUUUAAAAAGAGGGGGGGGGGGGGGAAAACACCUCUUUGGAUGACAAAUGACAACAUUGCCAUUACUGUUAAAAUUUUAGCCUUUUUUAAUUUUGCUUUUAGUCCCACUUUUAAAAAAAAAAUAAAAUAAUUUAAAAAGAAAUACAUUUUUGAAGAUCUGGGUGAAAUUUUGUAAAUGUCAACUUGGAUAGACAAAAAUAACACACUAUGAACAAGCCCAGGUAGACCCCCUCUUUUUUUUUUUUUUUUUGACUGGCUCAAGCUGUGGAGCUGGAAUGUUUUGUUUCAAAGUAAAUUAAAAAGUCCUGAUGCUGUCUUGGUGGAUUUGGACAUUUGACCUGGGAAGGAGGAGAUUUCCAGCACCAAUGACUCUGAACUCAAACCAACCGCUGGUGCUCACCCCGUUGACACUGACUAUUGUUGACACUCUGUGGCUCAAGACCCAUAUCAGCAGGAACGGCCGGCUUCCCAGUCAGUCUGUGCAUGUGUGUCUGUUUACCGCCAGUCCUCCCACACAUAUAUGCGCACACACCACUGUGGUGUUUAACAAACCUAUAAAUUGUAGCCUUUAAAAACAUAUGCAUUCCUGUGUAGCUGAGGCAAUUUCCUAUUGUUAGUCGUUUUUGUCUGGUAAAACUGGUGUUUCACUCUUUCUAAAACAAGUCGUGUUUUCAAAUUAUUUUGCUAAGAUGUGCUAAAAGGGUAAUUUCAGUCUACGCUGUGCUUAUUUUUCUCUUCUUCCAGUUGAACAUGAGUCAGGCACAUAAAUGGUUACAGCCCACUGCAUAAUCAAAUGUCAUUAAUCAAGGACUUUAAAUGUAGUUGCUCUAAUAAGAGGUUUCAGUCUGUGUUGGCUACAAUAUGGACAUAUUAUGUCUUCAGUUUAAUCUUAGGAUGAUCAAUCUUGUAAAUUUGACAUUGUAUUGGUUUGAGGGCAUUCAUUUUCAGAGUGGUGCGCAUCAAAGUUAUGCUUUCUUCAGGAGUAUUUCAUUUGUCUAACAUCAGUAUUGUCUUUACUUCCAAGUAUUCUGGCUAAAUCUGUGCUGUUUCUUUUAGUUGCUUGUAAUCUAAUGGCUAUCUUGGUAGCACUGGAAUAUGACAAAUGUAGCACGUCUCUGCCAGUGUAUUGUGAAGUCUGCUGAUGGUAGUAAUCCACAGCCAAAGCCUGUACCAGCCACAUCUGGCACCAGCGUCAUAGUUUUAUCAUCACAGUGAUGUGUUCUGCCUGUUGUCUCUCCUGUGCUUUUUUUUUUUUUUUUUGGAACCUUGUAAGGGUAUUAUGUUUAACAUGGCUUCUGUGUUUGUGUUUAAAAGGGGGAAAACUGAAUGUUUUUCUGCGUGGGUUCAGCCUGUACACUCAUGCCCAACUGACAGUUCUGUUGUUUUAACUUAAAUUCUUAAGUAGUUAAAACAGUAGGCAGGCAGCAUUAUACGAUGCAUGUUGUGUUGGUUGUAUUGCAAGUUAAAACCCAGAACCAACUCCUUGGGCUUGUUCAUGUUUUUCUACUUUAUGACAUAAUUAUAUGAAAGAAUAUAUAAAGCACAAAAUGAUAGCAUAAGUAUUUUGAAAAAGAACUACAUCUUCACUUUUAUAGGAAGUUAAAAUGGGCACAAGAAGACUUUCAUGUCACUAAAGAGCUAUUGAAGGUCAUUUAAUGCAAUCAUUAGGAACUCUAAAUGUCUGUUAGCAUGCAUGAAAGUAGCUGGGGAAAGCCCGUGAGACUGGCUGUGAUGGGAGAGACUGCAUAUGACACCGUUUGUCUGAGGCUUCACCAGUAACAGCAUCAUGGUAGAGUGGCACUCUUUAAAAAAAAAAAAAAAUUUACCCACUUUAUAUUUCAACUCUUAAUAGGGCUAAAAUACAAACUCUUUAAUGUCUAAAUAUUGAGGGCUAAGUUUGCCACUUGGGGGAGAUGUACCUAAAUUUUAGUCAUUCUUAACAGUGCUUUUCUGUCAUGCUUAUGAACUUGUGACUCAUGAAGCAACGGGCAAAAAGUUGUCCAAGCUGCAGUUUCUUCGGUCACUUGGAGUUGUGGGCAUUUUUUUACAUCUUCCCUCGCUAGUCUUCUAAAACACCAAGUAGUUGAUCACUUGAUCAAGUAUUUUAAAAUUAUACAAAGAAGCCUUAACUUUUUUGAUUUGAUGUAUUUAAAAAAAAUAUACAAGUCCAAGGGGUUGUCAGUACUUUGUACGCAAUGUACAUCUGUGACACAAGUCCAUCUUCAGGUUCAGUUUGGCAUGUGGUGUCGUCUUUUUCUUUUCUUUUUUUUUUUUGGUUUUUCCAUUUGAUCAAAAUGGCUGUGUGCUUGGGUCAUUUCUGGAUUGCAUGCAGAGUACCAUGUGAUUCCUGUAUUUACUUCAGUAAUUCAUGCUACGGCGUUUCCUGUGCUCUUAAUGCUAAUCGUGUAAUUAUGGAGACAAUCGGACCCCAAAGCUCUGCAGAUGUGAAGCCCAGAGAACACCCCCUGCCUCCCCACAGUGUGCAGUACGGGUUGCAAUUCUGUUGAAUUGUACCCCAAUAACUUAAAGAAGCUUGCCAGAUAAACACUUAUGUGCCCUUUCUAAACCCCCCCAUGCUCACAGAUGUUCAACAUCUGCGCCUUUCCCAUAUUUUAGUAGCACUCC
Molecule: messenger RNA, 3061 nt
Organism: Thalassophryne amazonica
Lineage: Eukaryota; Metazoa; Chordata; Actinopteri; Batrachoidiformes; Batrachoididae
Product: CTD small phosphatase-like protein 2
Exons: 5
Coding region: 1-393 (130 amino acids)
Molecular function (GO): phosphoprotein phosphatase activity
Source: RefSeq, a predicted model, not a curated record